Molecule: messenger RNA, 1220 nt
Organism: Teleopsis dalmanni
Lineage: Eukaryota; Metazoa; Arthropoda; Insecta; Diptera; Diopsidae
Exons: 2
Coding region: 10-1209 (399 amino acids)
Source: RefSeq, a predicted model, not a curated record
GAGAAUUUAAUGUCUUUCGACUGGUUUCAGGCUAAUUAUUUCUCUUUCAAUUCCAUUUGGUACCAGCAACUUGAGGGGUUGCCCCAAGGCGGCUCUGCUUCUGGUCUGUUGGCCACAUUGUUUCUCGAUUCCAGAUUGGAAAUAUAUUACAACCUUAUUUUUUCGGCUCACCAUCUUAAAGCUUGGUGGAAAUUCGUUGAUGAUAUGUUGGUUUAUAUGCCUAAAACUAAUGUGUUGGAUUUUGUAUCUGCUUUCUCCCAUUGGACAGGUUUUGAGGUGACUCAUGAAGAUGAGUCUAUGAAUGAUAGUUGUUCUGGUUGUCCAACCAUAUCCUUUCUGGACUAUAAUAUAUCCCGUACACCUACUCAAUUCCUAAUAUCCCUGUAUUUAAAACCUACCGCAUCUCAUCGUAUAGUCCAUUAUACUACAUAUGGUAGUAAGAACUCAAAAAGGACUGCCUUAUUGUAUCAUUUGCGUAGGGUGUUGUUCCGUAGUAGUGAUGUCUUUUUGUCCCGUGAUAUGAGCUUUUGUAUACAAAUGAUUAAAAACAAUGGUUACCCUCAUAGUUAUAUAAUAUCAGAGUUGUCCGAUUUGGUCAGGGGUUAUGUCCAACAAGCUUCUAGUAAUAGGCAACCUUAUACUGCGUGUCGACAUUCUAUAUUAUCUCAUUUUAUAUUGUCCUCCAAAAAUGUUCCAUUUCCUAGGUUGUUGUCAAAACAAUCUAUGCCUCGCUUUUAUUUACGUAGUAUUGUGUAUAGUUGCGAAGAAAUUUCGUCUUUAAUACAGAGUGCUUUUGGCACUUAUGGGAUACCUACAUUCUCGAAACCCGAAACUUUGUUCACUAAAUUGAGUAUGUCUUUGCGGGAUAUUCAUCCUACUUCUAAAUUAUCAACUAAACAUAGAAUAUUGUUAACUUCUUGUACCGCAUGUGGUCUUGGCUUUUUAUGUACAGGGAAAGGGAAUGUAAAACAAAUAUUGAUUAAUAUUAAGGAGGAUCCUGAUUCUCCUAUUAAUAAGCAUUUUUCCGUUUCAGGUCAUUCCAACUUAUCAUCCGGUGUGGAACUGCCUUAUACUAAACAACUCUCUCAGAAUGUACAAAUUUUAAUCUAUAAGCAGAUCUAUACUUCCAUGGGAAUUCAUUUGGAUGACACAUAUAACUACAAUACUAUUUCUCGCUUUUUGGCCCUUGGAUGGGAGUUAUUUAUCUAGGAUACCUACUA